Molecule: messenger RNA, 7286 nt
Organism: Plasmodium vivax (malaria parasite P. vivax)
Lineage: Eukaryota; Apicomplexa; Aconoidasida; Haemosporida; Plasmodiidae
Exons: 17
Coding region: 171-7286 (2371 amino acids)
Source: RefSeq, a predicted model, not a curated record
ACCUACACACAUAAACGUAAACGAAAACGUAAAGGCAAACACAAGCACACUUUUUCAUUCUCAAAAUCUAGACAUCGACACAUGCAUUCUGUGCAUACGCCUGCGCGCGCCUCGGUUCACUUGUUCGUCCUGCUCAAAGACAUACGCUCAACAGUUUCAGGACCCAAAACAUGAAUGAUGAACUGGAAUGCUACAUAAAGCAAAAGAUCACUUCGUUGUUGAGGAUUCGGAGCGACGACUUUAACUGCCUCAUACAGGAAGGAAAGAAUAAAGACGAUUUAAAUUACUUCUUUCUAUCGGCACCUGUGAAGAGCACUUUGUUUUUCGUGGUACAUAGGUACACUUACGAGGAAGAAGCGGACGAAAGGGGAGAACCGAACGCACCGGACGAUGUGACACCCCCCCUCCAGAAUGACAAAGAACACGACACAGAAAACCCUAGUGGAGAUACACCGCACGGGGGAAAAGACAAAGCAGAAGAAUCAGAAGAAGCAAAAGAGAAAAUAACCAAUCACAGCCAUGUUGAAGAAACUGACAAUGCAGUGAAAGACAAAAGCGAAGAAGGGGGAAACGUUCAGCGGGAAGAAAAAAGAAACGAUACUAACCGGGGAAGCACUCAAAUAGCGAAUAUUGAUGGGGAGAAGGAGCCAAAAAGGGAGGCAAAUGGCACAAAAGGGGAACACGAAUCGGAAAUUCCAAACCCAUCAGAGGAACCGAUAAAUGAUAAAGUGGAGACAAAUCUAGAGACAAGCAAAGGGGAGGAACAGACCCAAAGUGACAACAAGCCUAUUGAUAAUUCCACAGAUGGAGCGAAUAAGGAGGAGGAGGCGUCACCGAAGGGGGAAUCUCCCACCGAAGAAAAGCAAAAUGAGAAAGAGAAAAAAACGAAGAUACGUUACACCUUAAAAAUGAGUUUGGGCCAUAUAGAAGCGGACGACGUGGAAGAAGAGGCAGCAGUAACAGAAGCAUCCAACUUCCUCCCCAAUACAGCAGAGGCAAAACAGAAAAGGAAGAAUCAGGCAACCAAGCAGAUAGUGUAUUUCUUAAAAAUUAACAGUGCCGCAAAUGAUCAAGGGCACGAAAACCUGGACGAGUAUUUCAACGCCAAUUACACAUUCGGAAAUUUACACCACAAUUAUAUUAACAAUUUGAAGGCCUACUUUAAAAUCUUUUUUAUCCCCUUCUUUCAAUGUUUGCUAAAAAAAAACGACGUGUUCGAGUACAUCGGGAAGGAGACAGACCAAAGCGUAAAAAUUGACCAGGUACUAAGCAAACUACAGCACCUUAAAAAAACGGAACUGCUGACCAACCAACUGGAUGACACAAACGAAUUGAACGAAAAUAAAUAUUUGAAUAUAAUGGAGAGAGGGAAACACACAGAGCAGCUGAACGAAUUUGGGACAGAGGACAAAGUUGCCGAUGGGGUUACAAAAAGGAAAGGUGCCAACCGGAGUUACCCUCCAACUCAGGAUAGUAUACGGGGGAAUGGAAUCCACCCUGGUGGGACAAAGAAAGAGGAGAAUUUCCUCAAAAAUAAAAACCUGCUCAACUCCUUCUACUACCUUCUAAGCUAUUACAAACAAAUUUUGAAAGUGGAACAAAUCUCGUACAACGAAAUCAAUGCAGACAUGAUCAAACUUAAGGAUGACACGAUUAACAUUAACAACUACUUGAGGAACAUUUCCAACAUCCUAAAAGAUUUUAUCAUCAAAGAAAAGAAAAACGAUUCGAAGAGGAAAAACGACAAGACGGCAGUGGAGUAUUGGAAGGAAAGGUACCACCGAAUCUACAGCUUAAUUGAAAAAAUCAACAGCAAAAAGUUCGAACAAAUUAUAGAAAAUAUUAAGGGGAAAAACUACAACGGAGAAUUGUGCAACGAAAUAAAAUUGCUAAUCAAGGAGGUGGAAAAUAUGCACAUGGAAUCGUUCGAAAUGAUCAAAUUUAGCAAAAUUUUGGAAAACUCCUUCGAAACGUUAAAAUGUAGUCACAUCAAUCAAAUGAAAAAUGGCAUAAAACUGGUCAUUCGAAAGUUAAAAAAUAUUUGGCUAAGUUCAAAAUAUUUCCGAAAAGACGAAAUUAUAAUUGCCUUCUUUGUUAGACUCUCCGACAUUAUCUUCGAGUUCAUCCUUUUCCUAGCCAUCAAGGUGAAAAAAAUGAACAAGCCAAAGAGAAUAAAAAAGGUCAUUUCCAAAUGUAUAGACAUUUUAAAAUUCUACGAAAAGGAAUUCAUUUACGUCAAAUUAGACAUCGAAACGAUUGAUAUAAGAAAAAAUUGGUACUUUGACAAAAAUGUUAUCUUCAAAAAUAUACGGCAUUUGCAACAUGUCUUGGCCACGCUAUACACCGUGUACUCGGAAAUUAUUUACUUCACCGAUUUGUGUCUCCUAAAAUUGAAAAAGUUGGUGAAUAACAAACAAAUUAUGAACAGCAUCAUCCUAGAAAUCAACAAGCUGUACGAACCGUUCAACGAUGUGCUUAAGAAUAUCUACCUGUACGAUGACGAGUCCAUUAUGCAGCUGAUGAAAAAGCUAAAUGAGCAAUGUCUGAAGAUAGAAAAAAAAUGCAUCAAAAUUAUUUACAUCCAAUUUUCCAACUUGAGGAACACCAAAUCGACGUACCUCUUAGUGGAGAAAUUUCAAAACUUGAAGAAGAGCUACAAAAUCGAUAGACUCCUCAUUAAGAAGCUGUACGACAUUUUAUUUCUCUACAAAAAGGAACUCUACCUGUACAUCGACCUGUUUAAUAACAUGUGCGCAAACAAAGAUCUGGACAUAUACAAAAAGUUCCUGUUCUGUUUAAACAUCUACAAAAAGAUAAAGAAGCCAAUUUUAAUAUUCAAAAAUAAUAGCUAUAUCACCACCUCUAAUGAGUACAAAAUUAUUGUUAAGCUGUACGUCACCUUUUGCAAAAAAAUGUUUUCCUACAUCAUCGAGACGUACGUCAUAUGGAAGAACAACUCCCUCUCCCAAAUGAACAAGUUUCUCUCCUCCAACUUAAUUACCAUAAACAAGCAGCUCAACUUUUUCUACGUCAUCAAUUUUGAUAGCACCUUUUUUAAGACCUUAUACGAAUACGCCUACAUUGAAUCCAUGUACGAUUUUAACACCCCCAUCGAAAUUCUGAACAUGUACAACUUGAAGAAAAAGCUGUACAGGUAUUUGUACGAGCUGAACGAAAUUAUUUUUUUCUUCAAAAAUUUUACUUCCACCACUUCCAUCAUUCAGCAGAAGGUACUCAUCAAAUUUUUCCAAUGCUUCGAACAGAAACUCAUAUACAUAUCGAACAACAUCAACUGGCUAAACUUAAAUAUAGACCACUACAUAAACGAUUUAAAAAACUGCAAAAGUGUAAUUGAAAAUGUGCACGUGUCUCUCUCCUACUCCCUCAACAGCAUAGACAAAAUUAUUUACAACAUGCAGAAUGUGAACCUCGUUAGGUACAUAGAGUGGGGAAACAUGAAGCCCUUGCACAUCCAACCCUUCUUCAAUUAUUUUGAAGAAUAUAGAAUAAACCAAGUCAACAAAAUUUUACAAAAGUACAAAGAAAUAUCACAAAUUUUAAUUAAAAUAGAACAGAUAGUUGAGAAAACCAAAAAGGGAAGAUGUGAAAUCAUGGACGAGCUGUACUACCUAUAUCAGUGCAAAAUUUACAAGUGCCUAAGUCUUAUUAUCAUUAAAGGGUUAUGCAAUUAUGAAACCCUAAUUGAAAAUGAUUUCCAGAAAAAGUUCCUAGAGAAUUACAAGCCUUGUCUCUACAUCAAGGAGGACAUUUACUCGGAUGUGUUUCUGAACAACUCCAUACAAAAUAUCUUCAAAUUGAUCUCUAAGUUGUUAACCAAUUUGCUUCUAACCUCUUCCGAGUUUAUCCGAUGGCUGGACUACUCCUGCAUCGAAGUGCCCAUAUCGCUCAAAGAAGACUUCGAUUUCCUCAAAAUGAAAUUCUCCUUCUACCAAAGCGUCAGCAAAAAUAAAAUCAUCAUCGACCGGAUCAUACACAUACAUCAGCUAAUACAAAACGUUUUCCAAAAGGCCAACAAAUACAUAUACAGCUUUAUGAACUACGACAAUAUUAUUAACUCCAUUGUUAGGACACAAGGCAGCUUUAAUAUUCACCAAAAUAUUUCGUACCCCCUGAUUUACUAUGAUAAUAUCCUAAAAAAUAUUAGCAACAUUCAGAACAAAAUUGACAGGGAAAACGACAAGAAGACCAUUCAGUUCAUCUCGCUCAACGUUUCGUUCGUCCUGAACUCGAUAAAGAACAAGCUGCUCGACUCCAAGAAGUUCUUCUUUAACAACCUCCAUUUUAUAUUCACCACGCUUAAGUGCUCCACGCUCAGCGAAAUUACCAAAUAUAGUGGCAUACUGGAGACGUGCACCAGCUCCAUGGACAGGUACGAGAAUAUCAUAAAAACGAUAAACACCAUUAAGGCUGAAAAUAUAAACAUCGAAAUGAACAUUCAGAAGACGGAGGAAAUUUACAACAUGCUUACCAUCUACGGGGACAACACAACAAAGGAGGAACAAAAGGAAAAGUUGCUUCUGCUCUACCCCCAGUACCUGAGUAUGCUCAACUCCGCUUUCUUCAACGACAACCUGAUGUUUACCAUAAAGCAGGAGUUUUACAAAAACACCAAGAAUAAGAUAACCGUCUUCGAAGAAAAGGUGAAAAGUAUUUUGAAAAAGUUUCACAUGUUCGGACCGUCCUCGGAAAAUAUCGACUUAAGCGAAGGAAUGGAGAGCCUAAAAAAAUACAUCAACGACUUCAAAACGAUGGAAAUUGAAAAGGAGGAAAUAAUUAAGGCCCAAAUUUUGUGCAACAUGAAAAUUUUCCAAUUCGAAAACUUCUACCUUUUGAAGAACACCAUAAAAAUUUACAACUCCAUCUACUCCAUCUACAAUUCGUACACCACUAGGAUAAAUGACUUCCUCGACGUGAUAUACUACAAGUUAAAUAUUAAGCCAUUCAAAAAAAUAAAUGAAGAACUAAACAAAAUGAACACAACGCUGAUAAUCGUGUACCUCCUACAAAACACAAACAUGAAACUGACCAACUGGCAAGAAAUAAUAGACCUCCACUUGAAGAGAAACAACAUAAAGGACCCAGUCACCUUUGAAAACACCAUCAUCAUAAACGACAAAAAUAUUAACAUCAAGUCCAUCACGCUGUACGAUAUGUACGAGCUGAAGAUAUACCUCUACUUUAACGACAUCAAGUAUAUUAUAUACAAAAUUAAGGAAGUGGAGAAGCUGGAGAAACACCUGAACAAAAUUGAAAAUAACUGGAAACAGGAAACUCUAAAAAUUAUAAAAUGUAGCGACCACUUCAUACUGGACGAAAACAAAAACAUAUUUAAGAAUAUCAAAAAGACAUUUAGCGAUUUGCACCAAAUGAGGAACUUAAAUUUCGCGCAGGAUUUAAUACCCAAAAUAACUCAUUUGCAGAACAAGCUGCUUUUCAUUCACGAGCUGCUGUCCUUAUGGAUGCUGACCCAAGACAAAUGGGCUAGACUGGAAAAAUUUUACAACAAUGAAAAUUUCAACCACUUCAGUAACGAAAUGAAAAAUUUCAACAAAAUAAAUAAAACGUACGUGGAGAUAAUGAAAAACGCGAAGAAAAAUCUGAACCUCUUCCACGUUUGCAACACUCAGUUUUUUUAUUUUUUGAAAAAUUACUACGAGCGUGUGUUGUUUUUGACGAACGAGACAAUCAGCUUGUUGCAAGACAAGAAAUUUUCCUUUCCGGAUUUUUUUUUCCUGACCGACGAGGAGUUGUUCUGCCUGCUGUCCAACACCGAGACGGAGAAUUUGAAAAAAUACUGCUUCGUAAUUUACGAAGAACUUUUGUCCUUUAACGACAUAGACAAAACGAUCAUCGAAGUCGUUACUACCAAGAAUAACACGCUCAACUUAAAAAAUGGGGUGAAGAUAAUAGGCAUAGACACGUACGUCAUCUUGAAAGAGAAAAUCAAAAGCACCCUGAAGGAAAACAUCGUCGCGAGUUUGAAAAGCUACUACAACACUACCAAGAUAAUCCCCAUAAUCAUGAACAACGUGUCCGUUGUUUCCAUCACGGUGAUAAAAAUCAUUCUAAGCGAAGAAAUGAGAAACGUACUCCAGCAGAAAAGUGUGGAAUACACCCAGGGGGUUCUUGACAGGCACAAAGAUUUGUGCAACGACAUUGCAGAGGAAAUAAAAAAAGAAAAAGGAAAAAACACGCAGAAAAUAGAACAAGCCUUAAUUAUAUACUUGGAAUUUAUCAACACGUUAAAAAAAAUCAUCCAAGAAAAUUUAUUCGAUGAAAACAACUUUUUCCUGUACUACCAAUUUAGAUACAGCGUCGACAAGAACAAGGAACAGAUCGCAGUGAAAUAUGGGAACUACACUUUUAAAUACAACUAUGAUAUAUUAGAAAAUAACAGCCUAUUCAUAAACAUGCUUCCAAAUAAUAAGUGCAGAGACGUCCCCAUCAAUUUAAGGAGCCUGUGCAGAGAAACUACCCUAAACAACUGCCAACAGACCGAACUCGUGGAGAUACUCCUCUACGUCAACAAUUUCCAAAACGUGAAAAACCUGUGCCUAAAAAUCUGCAAUUUUGUGGAGUACUUGAAUUUUAUUUUCUUCAGUUCUAAAAAUAACGUGCUAAAUGACAUCAUCAACAUUAUACGCUUGUGCAAGAAGGAAAAUGAAGAGAGCAACACAGACGAGUUGCUAGCGAAAUAUAUUUUUAUCUACUACUACGACAAGUUAAAAGAUAUCAAGCAGAAUGAGCUGCACAAUUUGAUAAACAAAUUUCUAGACGUCGACCUGAAUGUGAAGUAUGAUUUGCAAGAUGGGAGGGACAGGCUCAAGGAGCUGCUCAAGCAGGAAUGUAUUUACCUCAAAGAAGACCUGUUCCACAAGUACGAAAAGGACGUGUACGUGCUGAAAGAGAAGCUGCAAAACCAGUCCCUAUCUUUACUGUUCGGAAGACCCCACACGGGAAAGUCGACGCUGCUAAAAAUUUACAGCAAAUUGUGCGGUGAUAAAUAUGGCUUCAUAUAUUUGGACUCUCUAUACGACUCCCAGAACCAUUUCAACGAAGCCUUUCUACGCCAAGUUAUAAAGAAGAAACUGGAAAAGCACGAAAAAUACACACUCAUCAUGAAGCUCAAUUUUUUGAGCCCCAUCAUUUACAAUGUGCUGUCCUUGGAUAACUUGGUUUACCCUAAAAGGGGGAAGGUGGACGGGGAGGACGCCGAAAACGGAGUGAAGAUAAUAAUCGAGGUAAAGAGAAGCGCGACCGGAUAG